Molecule: messenger RNA, 3165 nt
Organism: Aspergillus oryzae RIB40
Lineage: Eukaryota; Fungi; Ascomycota; Eurotiomycetes; Eurotiales; Aspergillaceae
Product: bifunctional cytochrome P450/NADPH--P450 reductase
Exons: 7
Coding region: 1-3165 (1054 amino acids)
Cellular component (GO): cytosol
Molecular function (GO): flavin adenine dinucleotide binding; heme binding; iron ion binding
Source: RefSeq, a predicted model, not a curated record
AUGCGACAAAAUGACAACGAAAAGCAAAUAUGUCCAAUCCCAGGACCUCAAGGUCUACCAUUCCUCGGGAAUAUCCUGGACAUCGAUCUAGACAAUGGUACCAUGUCCACGCUGAAGAUCGCGAAAACCUACUACCCUAUUUUUAAGUUCACCUUCGCGGGAGAGACAUCCAUUGUCAUAAAUAGCGUGGCCCUGCUUUCUGAACUCUGCGAUGAAACCCGAUUCCACAAGCAUGUCUCCUUUGGCCUCGAGCUACUCCGCUCCGGUACACAUGAUGGGUUAUUUACUGCGUACGAUCAUGAAAAGAACUGGGAGCUUGCCCAUCGGCUGCUAGUGCCAGCGUUUGGUCCAUUACGAAUCCGUGAGAUGUUUCCACAGAUGCAUGAUAUCGCGCAGCAACUAUGUCUCAAAUGGCAGCGCUAUGGUCCAAGGAGGCCCUUGAAUCUGGUUGACGAUUUCACUCGCACUACUCUUGAUACCAUCGCGUUAUGUGCGAUGGGCUACCGAUUCAACAGCUUCUAUUCCGAAGGUGACUUUCAUCCCUUCAUCAAGAGCAUGGUCAGAUUCCUGAAAGAGGCGGAAACACAGGCAACUCUGCCUUCAUUUAUCAGCAACCUUCGUGUUCGUGCGAAGAGGAGGACUCAAUUAGAUAUUGAUCUUAUGCGCACCGUGUGUCGCGAAAUUGUUACUGAGCGCCGGCAGACGAACCUUGAUCACAAGAAUGACCUACUUGACACAAUGCUGACCUCUCGAGACAGCUUAUCUGGGGAUGCGUUAAGCGACGAAUCGAUCAUCGAUAACAUCCUGACAUUUUUAGUCGCUGGCCACGAGACUACUUCAGGGCUCCUGUCGUUUGCGGUGUACUACCUUUUGACAACGCCUGAUGCCAUGGCCAAGGCAGCUCAUGAGGUAGACGAUGUCGUGGGCGACCAAGAGCUCACGAUUGAGCACCUCUCAAUGCUGAAAUACCUCAAUGCUAUUCUUCGUGAGACUUUACGAUUAAUGCCCACCGCACCUGGGUUUAGCGUCACGCCCUAUAAACCGGAGAUCAUUGGGGGCAAAUACGAAGUCAAACCAGGAGACUCACUAGAUGUGUUCCUCGCGGCUGUGCAUCGAGAUCCUGCCGUAUACGGGUCUGACGCAGAUGAGUUUCGCCCGGAAAGGAUGUCAGAUGAACACUUCCAAAAGCUCCCGGCCAACUCGUGGAAACCCUUCGGUAAUGGUAAAAGGAGUUGCAUUGGGCGGGCUUUUGCGUGGCAGGAGGCCCUGAUGAUCCUGGCCUUGAUUCUGCAGAGCUUUAGUCUCAAUUUGGUUGACAGGGGCUAUACCUUAAAACUCAAAGAGUCGCUCACUAUAAAACCAGAUAACCUGUGGGCCUAUGCAACACCACGACCGGGCCGAAACGUGCUCCACACCCGAUUAGCGCUCCAAACAAACAGUACACACCCUGAGGGCCUAAUGUCCUUAAAGCAUGAGACGGUAGAAUCCCAACCAGCAACCAUCCUUUAUGGCUCGAACAGCGGAACUUGCGAGGCCCUGGCCCAUCGAUUGGCCAUCGAAAUGAGCAGCAAGGGCCGAUUCGUAUGCAAGGUACAACCUAUGGACGCAAUCGAGCACCGCCGACUUCCCCGAGGCCAACCGGUGAUAAUUAUCACUGGAUCAUACGAUGGAAGGCCGCCUGAAAACGCACGGCAUUUUGUCAAGUGGCUCCAGUCCCUAAAGGGGAAUGACCUGGAAGGGAUUCAGUACGCCGUCUUCGGAUGCGGUUUGCCAGGACAUCACGACUGGUCGACCACCUUCUAUAAAAUUCCCACCCUCAUAGAUACUAUAAUGGCGGAACAUGGUGGAGCUCGUCUAGCCCCGCGAGGGUCGGCGGAUACUGCAGAAGAUGACCCCUUCGCGGAAUUAGAGUCAUGGUCGGAAAGGAGCGUCUGGCCUGGUCUUGAGGCUGCCUUCGAUCUUGUGCGCCAUAACUCAUCGGAUGGGACUGGAAAGAGCACCAGGAUAACCAUUCGAUCACCCUACACGUUGCGCGCUGCUCACGAAACAGCUGUCGUUCAUCAAGUUCGCGUGUUGACAUCCGCGGAAACCACUAAGAAAGUCCAUGUUGAGCUGGCCCUGCCAGAUACAAUCAACUACCGUCCUGGUGAUCAUCUAGCCAUUUUGCCCCUUAACUCUCGGCAGAGUGUGCAGCGGGUACUUUCACUUUUCCAAAUCGGUUCAGAUACCAUUUUGUAUAUGACUUCUAGCAGUGCCACCUCCUUGCCGACAGAUACCCCUAUAUCUGCCCACGACCUGUUGAGCGGCUAUGUGGAAUUGAAUCAAGUGGCUACGCCCACUAGCUUGAGAUCGUUGGCUGCGAAAGCCACCGAUGAGAAAACUGCAGAGUAUCUUGAAGCCCUCGCCACAGAUCGAUACACAACGGAAGUCCGGGGAAACCAUUUGUCCCUAUUGGACAUAUUAGAAAGCUAUUCCGUACCCUCGAUUGAAAUUCAGCAUUAUAUCCAGAUGUUGCCUCUCCUUCGGCCCCGCCAAUACACCAUUUCCUCAUCUCCGCGAUUGAACCGUGGCCAGGCUUCAUUGACUGUUUCUGUUAUGGAGAGAGCAGACGUUGGCGGGCCUAGAAACUGUGCUGGGGUAGCAUCAAACUACCUAGCGAGCUGCACACCCGGGUCGAUCCUCCGAGUGUCUCUGCGGCAGGCAAAUCCUGACUUCAGACUCCCAGAUGAGUCGUGCUCUCACCCCAUAAUCAUGGUUGCCGCUGGAUCAGGCAUUGCACCCUUCCGCGCAUUUGUCCAGGAAAGAUCCGUCCGACAGAAGGAAGGAAUCAUCUUACCCCCGGCCUUCCUGUUUUUCGGUUGCAGGAGAGCUGACUUGGAUGAUCUCUAUCGCGAGGAGUUGGAUGCUUUCGAGGAACAAGGGGUGGUAACGCUCUUUAGAGCUUUUAGCAGAGCUCAGAGCGAGAGCCAUGGCUGCAAAUACGUCCAAGAUUUGCUAUGGAUGGAAAGAGUGAGGGUGAAAACGCUUUGGGGACAAGAUGCUAAGGUCUUCGUCUGCGGCAGCGUUAGAAUGAAUGAAGGGGUGAAGGCGAUAAUUUCAAAGAUUGUUUCUCCUACACCGACGGAAGAACUCGCGCGGCGAUAUAUAGCUGAGACUUUUAUAUGA